Sporothrix brasiliensis 5110 is the source of this 3060-nucleotide messenger RNA. RefSeq lists its product as uncharacterized. The record is from RefSeq and is a predicted model, not a curated record. Lineage: Eukaryota; Fungi; Ascomycota; Sordariomycetes; Ophiostomatales; Ophiostomataceae. The transcript has 2 exons. Bases 1 to 3060 code for a protein of 1019 amino acids.
AUGGCACCGCCAGCUGUAGCGACGGCCGCAGACGCCGAAGCAGUGUCGACUCCACCGGCCACAGAUGCACCGUCUGUAGCCGGCAAGGCGUUGGACCCGGCGGCCGUGCCGCCAGCCAAUAUCCGGUCCUUCAAGGCGUCUGAGCUGCCCCUGUCGUCUGCUGUGCGGUCUGCUAUCGAAGGACUUGCACAUACGUUCAAGAAGAAGGGCGGUUACGAUACCAUCCGCAAGCAGGCAUGGGACAAAUUUGAAGCGAGUGGCUACGAAGAACAGGUCACCAAAUCCAUCCUCGAGGUCGCCGGCCAAGAGGUCGAACGCAACCCUUCCCAGCUGUUGUCCAUCGACCGACGCAAGGCGGCUGCUCUCAUUGACGGCGCUCUCGACCGCGGCGGCAUCUACCAGCAGGCCCAGUCCGUCAUCGAAGCCCUGAUCGACUCGAGUGCCAUUGAGGCCCACAUCCGCGAGAUCCGCCGUGCCGAGAUCGGUGAUGUUGCUGCCGACGAGGAGCAGGCUCGCGGCUCCAAGACAGACGAAGAGUACGCUGCCGACACGGCCGCCCGCCGCGCCGAGCGGGAACGUGUGCGCCAGGAGCUGCGUGAAGUCGAAGAGCAAAAACGGCGCCUCGAGCGCGAGAUUCGCGAUAAGGAGGAGGCGAGACGCCGUGAAGAAGAGCGGGAGGCCCGUGAGGCCCGUCGCAAGGAAGAGCGCGAGAAGGAAGAGCGCCGGGAACGCGAGAGAGACGAGCGUCGCCGCGAGCGGGAGCUGGAACGGGAGCGCGAGCGUGAAGAGCGUGAACGUGACCGGGAACGAGACCGUGAGCGCCGGCAAAGAGAUCGUGACAGAGGCCGCGAUCGAAGUCGGAGCCGCAGUCGCGAUCGAAGCCGCAACCGGAGCCGUGACCGGCGUGAUCGUAGCAGAGACCGCCGCGACCGUAGUCGCCGCCGCGACUGGGACCGUGACCGGCGUGACCGAGACAGGUCGCCAGAGAGCAGGCGCCACCGUGAUUCGCGCGAUCGCGACACCCGGCGCGAAGGUGGCCGCGAGCAGCCCGAAGAGGUCAAGAAACAACUUUCGGACGAGGAGCUGCAGCGGCUGGAAGAACUGGCGAUGCUGGACCUUCUGCGUGAGAGCAAGUCGUCUCAGGCAGCACGCCAGCCGGAGCUUGAAGUGGACGAGACCCUGGCACCGCCACCGCGAAAGAGCAUGCCCGCAUCUGCCAUUCAGCCAAUCCCCAAGCGGGGGUCUUCAUCCAAGACCGCUUCCGAUAGCAAGCGGCCACCACGGCAAACGUCCCCACUACCGACCAAAACUGCGGCCGCCACAGCUGAAACUGCCCCUGCAGCACCAAUGAAACUCGAAGUUAAAAUCACGAGCAAGCCGGACGGUCGAAAGGAGUCUGUUCCGGUUAUCAAGAUCCAACACGACGCCAAGGAUCUCGAUGCCGUUCCUGCAGCUGGAGAAGAGUCUGCCAGCGACGCAAAAAUCACCAUGGACGAAGACACGAACACUACGAAAGACUCUCUCGACACACGCAAAGCUACACCAAAGAUGUCUCCGAGAGAUGCCACGCCCAUUUCCAGCAAGGCCACACCCAAGGCCACACCUAAGGAAGAGUCCAAGGAAGAGCCCGAGGUAGAGCCGGAGGAAAAGGCAACGCCUGUGGACGAGGCUGCCGCCGCCCCGAGCCGGAAACGACCUCGCAGUGUCUCCUUGUCGGCUCGAGACCGGGAUACGAAUCGGCGCAGUCGCAGUCCCGAUCGCAAGCGCGGCCAGCGGUCCGAGUCACGCCGCGAGAAGGAGAGGGACGAUAGGAGCCGUUCACGAACACGGCGGCGUGAACUGCGCAAAUCCAGCCCACAGCCGAAAGACAAGGAGAAGGAGAAGGAGAGAGAAGCAGACGAUGGGGACGCAUCGGUUCGGCGGGCUAGAUCCACGUCUCGCCGUCGCAGAGAAACCUAUCGUGACCGUGAUCGUGAUCGCGAGCGGAGCCGCAGCGAUUCGAGAACGAGACGCAGGGACAGGGACCAGCCUCGGGGUAGGAGCCGGGCGUGGUCGCGGUCGCGGUCGCGGUCGCGAUCUCGGUCUCGGUCUCGCUUGGCAUCGCGUAGGUCGCGGUCGGCUCGACCCAGACGGCAGGACGAUCGAGAUGUCUCCCGACGGCGUUCGCGGUCUCGGCAGCGGUCCCGGCCGCGAGCGUACCGGGAUAGGAGCAGGUCGCGCCGGCCGGUCGAUCGUCGCCGCAGUCGGUCUGUGUCGCGGACGCGCACGACAACGGCUGCACCCAACGCCGGUGCCACUACCACUACCACUACCACCACGGCUGGACGCGCUAGCGACUCGAGAGCGCGCGACCGUCGCAGUCGCAGUCGCAGUCGCACGCCGCUGGGCGCGUCGUCAACGCUUGUGCGUCCGCCGAGUAUUCUCGACAAAGAAGAGCUGGAGGCGUGGAAGCGCAGCGAGGUAAAAAAGCGCGAGCAGGAGGCGAAGGCUUAUUUGGCGGCGCAACGCGAAGCACGGGAAAAAGGCCUCCCUGUGCCGGGAGUCGACGACAAGCGCAGCGCAGGCGACCGGUCGCCAGACGCUAAGCGCAAGUACGAGCCCGAUGAGAUCGACCGGUAUGUGCCGAAAGAGCGGCGCCACAUUGACCGUGCCGUCUCGGGAGCAGGUGCCGUCCACGACCGACGAGAUAGGGAUAGAGUUAGGGAUAGGGAUCGGGAUCGAGAUCGGGAUCGUGGCCGGGACCGGGACGACCGACGCGACUCGCGGGAUUAUCGUUCUCGUGAUGACCGUGGUGGCAGCCGUUCGCGCAGCCGCAGUCCUCGCCGUGAUUUCCGGGAUCGAGACCGCGAUCGCGAUCGCGAUCGUGACCGUUACACCUCUCGCCGCGAUCGGAGCCGCAGCCGCGACAGAGAUCGGGAUAGAGACCGAGAUCGGGACCGGGACCGGGACCGGGACAGAGACAGAGACAGAGACAGAGACCGUGACCGUGAUCGGGACCGUGAUCGCCGGCAUGACCGCAGUCGUAGCCGCAGCCGUCGGCGUCGUAGUAGAAGCCGCUGA